GCUGCGCGUAUAACCAGCGCACAGUGUUGGUAGUUUGCGCCAAGUAUUGCCAGAUUUACGAUGCAGGAGAUUUUUCAGUCCUUUGCUCCAUUCAAGCGCCUUCAGGAGAGCGUUGGAUGUCUGGAGACUUUUUAGCCACGGACAGAGUACUUGUGUGGUCUACAGAGGGGAAGGGAUACUUGUAUAAACUGCCGGCUAAGUGAGUAGAAAUAGUAUUUAUAAUAUUGGUCACUCGUAUAUUUUACUACGAUACACCUAUUUGUGUAAUGGGGUAGUAACAGGUAACUAAAUCUUAAAUAUGUGUUAUGGUAGAUGUGUUUGAUAUACGCUUGAUAUUUUUGGAUUUAAUAAUUUAAAAUUAAAAAUUUUGUACAAACGAAUUCAAUAUCACGCAGAGAAACUCCGAGCAUAGCCCUCUCCAUAGCUCGCUGAGCGACCUUGAGCUUCCUCAUACGGCCAGCAGUGAAGGACCACGUCUCAGUUCCAUAAGUCAUCACUGGCAACACGCACUGGUUGUACAAUUUCGUUUUCAGAUUUUGAGGUAUGUCUGACGAGAAGAUGUGUCGUAGCUUCCCGAACGCUGCCCAGCCGAGUUGAAUCCGUCGAUUGACCUCUCGGUCGAAGUUGGACUUACCUAGUCGGACUAUUUGUCCCAGGUAAACAUAAUCGUCAACAACUUCGAGCUUAGUGCUCCCAACAACUACCGGCAUAGGUGUGACAUGGACAUUGAACAUGAUCUUUGUUUUGUCCAUGUUCAUCUUAAGACCUAUCCGUUGGGAAACACUAUCGAGGUCAUUGAGCAUAGUGCUUAGGUCCUCCAGCGAUUCUGCCAUAAGGACUAUAUCGUCGGCAAAUCGAAGGUGAGUGAUGUACUCGCCAUUGAUGUUGAUACCGUAUCCUUUCCAGUCCAGAAGCUUGAAAACGUCUUCCAAUGCAGCGGUGAAGAGUUUCGGGGAUAUGACGUCACCCUGUCUUACACCUCUCUGCAAUUGGAUAGGUUUCGUACUCUGGUUCUGUACUCGGAUAGCCAUCGUAGCCCUACUGUACAAGCACUUCAACACUUCGAUAUACCGACAGUCAACUUGGCACCGCUGAAGGGACUGCAGCACCGCCCAAAUUACGACGGAAUCAAAGGCUUUCUCAUAGUCCACAUACGCCAGACAUAGUGGCAAAUUGUACUCUUCGGACUUCUGUACAAUUUGCCGAAGGGUAUGUAUGUGGUCUAUGGUGCUAAAGCCCUUUCGGAAACCGGCUUGUUCGGGAGGCUGGAAGUCGUCAAGUCUGCGCGCGAGACGAUUCGUAAUGACUCUCGAAAACAGCACGUAGACGCGGCUCAGAAGGGAAAUCGGUCUGUAGUUCUUCAAGAGAGCGUUGUCACCUUUCUUGAAGAACAAGACCACCGCACUUCUGCUCCACGCCUCCGGUGUAAUGCCACCAUGGAGGACGGAAUUAAAGAGCUUCUGAAGGACUUCAAGUACCGGUUUUCCACCCGCUUUCAGAAGCUCCGCUGUAAUUCCAUCCUCGCCUGGGGCCUUACCGUUUUUAAGGUGCUGGAGAGCCAUUCUAAUCUCGCUCAGACUGACGUCCGGGAUAUCUUCGGAAUAGUGUCGGAUGAGACUCGGUCUUGGAUCGUUACUCACACUUGCGUGUGGCUCCAACGAUGACGUGUACAGCUGCCCAUAGAACCUCUCAAUCUCACUCAAAAUCUCAGGUGUCCCGGAAACGAUGCUGCGUGAUGCGUGAUAAACUUAGGAAUGAGGAUAUCCGCAGUAGAACCAGAGUAACCGACAUAGCCCAACGGAUUAGUAAGCUGAAGUGGCAGUGGGCCGGCCAUAUAGCUCGAAGAACCGACAACCGAUGGGGAAGAAAGGUUCUCGAGUGGCAGCCUCGUACCGGUAGGCGAAGUGUAGGGCGUCCCCCCACGAGAUGGAGUGACGACCUGGUAAGACAUGCAGGAAGUCGAUGGAUGCAGGUGGCUCAGGACCGUGCUUUGUGGCAUUCUUUGGGGGAGGCCUAUGUUCAGCAGUGGACUUGUGAAGGGCUGUAAUGAUGAUGAUGAUGAUGAUGAUGAUGAUGAAUUCAAUAUAAAUUAUUAAAAAUAACUCAAAAACUAUUGGUCAGACCUUGAUCAAAUUUAUAUGCGACCACAUGUGAAGCACUAGCUAUAAAAUAAAAAAGAAUCAUCGAUAUCGGUUCACCCUGUAAAAAGUUAUGAGGUAACACUCAUAAAAAAAAAACAUACAGUCGAAUUGAGUAUCGUCUCCUUUUUGAAGUUGGUAGGAAAGAACCCCUGACCCAAUUAAGUAAUAGUUUUGUUAGAACCGACAUGACCAAUAUGAUUGUGAGUAAUUGUAAGCGAUGUACUUGCAGAUAAACAGUGAUUAUGUACUUCAUAGUAUAUUCAAUAAGGAGAACAGACUCCGCCUACCUGGGGAAUUGUGAUAAUAUCUAUGGGAGUAAAAUAAUUUAGAAUUUUGUUUAUGGUAUGUUAUUGUUUGUUAAUGGGGUGUUUAUAAAUCAUGGUUUUAUAUGAUUUCAUCAUUAGAUGUUCAUCAGAGCACAUUGCCUGGUAUUUAUGUGUUGAAUGUCUUUCAUACACAACACACAGAUUUGUCAUGGACACAGACUAGAUUAUGUUAGAUUUUUUUUUAUAAAUCAUCUUCGAUUAACAAGUGUACAGUUCACAGUAGAGUAAGUAUAAAGAAGUAUAAAUGCUGAACCGGUAUUUAUAAGAAUGUAUGAUACAAUAUUUUAUUUUCCUCAUUUCAUUAUACAUAAUCUACAUAACAUAUUCAACACCCAAUUAUGGAUGUGCAAAAAGGAUUACAUUCUGUGAAAUUAUGAAAACUAAAGUAUAAUUUUUAGUGAUAGUGAAAAAAUACAUUUUAUAAACAUAUUAUACAAAUAUAUAAUAAAUGUAUACAAAAAAGUUGUAUAUUUAAAUGCUAUUUUGAAGAGAAAACGUUAGGUUAACACAUUAUGUAAUAAUAAUUACAUAAUAUUUGAUAAUAUAUCUAAUCUAACCUUACACAAUUAUCCAUCGCUUGUCACGUCUGUAGUAAGUCUAAUAUUAAAAACGCAAAUAAGCCUAAAAUUAAGUUAACUAAUUAAAUUAACAGUUGAUGAAAAUUGAUUAAAAGAAAUUAUUUCAUUCAGCACCUUUAUAACAUUUUCAUAGGCCCUAAUUUAAUAUCUGCACAAGAUAUUUUGGUCAUUAUUGAGUCUAUUCUCUCACAAAAAACUAACAAACAUUUUAUUCUGCCUGCCGGCUAAAUGCUAAAAUGUCAAUUUCUUUUAUAGCAAGCUACGCGGACGGGCUAUACGUAGGUCAGCACAGAUUGAUUUGUUAUUUCGUACGUAAUUGUUUUAGAUGUAAUAUGUAUUGCAGUUCGAUUCCUUUGCUAGCACUUUUUAAGGCUUGUUUCAUAAAGUUUUUGUGUCACACAGUGUCGCUGAUUGAGUUUAGAAAAGGUUGUAAGUUGUAAAUGAAAAUAAAACCUUUUCAGAACAUUAGCGUAUCAAGCUGUCAUUUUGGUGUAUAUUAUUUCAUUAUCGUUCAUUUAAUUACAAUAUAAUGUGGUAUAUUAGUCGUAGUUGAAAUAGUUGGUAUGGUAUGUUUUGAUUUUAAUAGCAGUUUUAUAACUUUAUUUUGCAAACACAAGCCCAAAUCACUACAUUACUUUUUAUUUAAUGUCAGUUCUUUGAUAAACAUGUAUCUGUAAUUCCAUGUAUCUAAAAUUGCUUUAGAAAAACGUACUUCACUUUGAAUUAUAACAUGAAAUAUGUGAUUGGUUAAUAUUUUUUUUUUAUAUUUUGUUACUGUCACUAUUUACUUCUGUUGUUGUUAAAUAAUAUUAUAAUGAUUUUUUUAUUCGGAUGUUCCGAUGAAAUCGAACGCAACUAUUUUUCCACCGUUCUUAUGAACGCAAGGAGCGACAGUUAAUCGUAUUAUUAUUUGCAGCUCCGUGCCAGAUCAUAAAGGGUUCCAUGGUCCCACAGUGGAACACGACAGCCCAGUCCUCUUUGGUAUUUUGGCCCAUCCCGACAACAAGGUAUACUUGAUAACAUUUUAGCCAGUUAUCUCUAUGUUACCCGCAAACAAAUGAAACUGAUUUCAAUUAUCCGUGGCUAGCUGCUGUCAUGUCCGCCGGCGAUGCGAUUCGUGACGACAUCUGUGGGCGGCAAACAGCGACGUCUGCUGCUACGAGGCGACUCGCACGGAGUUGUGUCUGUUUGGAGCGUGGACGACGCGGCCACGCCAGUGCCCAACCAACUGCCUUGUAAGUAUAGUGUUGGCUAGCCUAACUAAGCUUCCUUAGUUAGUUCUUUCUUGCUGGCCCUUCACAGGACAGAGGUUUUUUUACG
Molecule: messenger RNA, 4365 nt
Organism: Parnassius mnemosyne (clouded apollo)
Lineage: Eukaryota; Metazoa; Arthropoda; Insecta; Lepidoptera; Papilionidae
Source: the annotation of a GenBank genome assembly